AUGGUUGUUAAAUUCAACCUUGAUAUUUCUCACCGCUCCAGCGACAAAUGCUGCUGUUCUCGUCACUGUAUUUCAUCUUCGCCGAAUCUCUCUCUUUUCAUCUUCAUUUCCAAUACAUCAUUAUAUCUACGCUUCUUGUUUAAUGACGUUUACAACGUCUGUGAUCGCCACAUCAUAAAAUCACAAUCCCUUUUCUUCUCUCUGCCAUCCAGUAAAAUCACAAACCCUUUUCUUCUCUCUGCCAUCAAGUCUCUGUCACAAACCUCUUUUUUCUCUCCCAUCCAUAAAAUCACAAUUCUUUCUUCUCUCUGCCAUCCAGUAAAAUCAAAACUGUUUUCUCUCUGUCUUUUCCUCUCCAGUAAAAUUCUCUCUCCCUUUUCUUCUUCUCUGCCAUCCAUAAAAUCACAAUCCCUUUUUUCUUCUCUCUGCUAUCAAGUAAAAUCACAAACCGUUUUCUUCUCUCUGCCAUCCAUAAAAUCACAAACCGUUUUCUUCUCUCUGCCAUCCAGUAAAAUCACAAUCCUUUUCUUCUCUCUGUCAUCCAUAAAAUUUCAAUCCCUUUUCUUCUCUCUGCCAUCCUGUCUUUUCACAAACCUUUUCUUCUCUCUGCCAUCCAUAAAAUCACAAUCCCUUGUCUUUUCUCUCCAUCCAGUAAAAUCACAAACCCUUUUCUUCUCUCUGCCAUCCAGUAAAAUCAAACCCUUUCUCUUUUCUCUGCUCUGUCUUUUAAAAUCCCCAAGUCAUUUUCUUCUCUCUGUCAUCCAGUCCCUGUCACAAACCGUUUUCUUUUCUCUGCCAUCCAGUAAAAUCACUCUCUCUUUUCUUCUCUGCCAUUCCUCCCCUCACAAACCGUUUUCUUCUCUCUUCCAUCCAGUAAAAUCACAAUCCCUUUUCUUCUCUCUGCCAUCCAGUAAAAUCACAAACCGUUUUUCUCUUCUCUUUUCCAUCCAUAAAAUCACAAUCCUUUUUUCUUCUCUCUGCCAUCCAGUAAAAUCACAAUCCUUUUCUUCUCUCUGCCAUCAAGUAAAAUCACUGUCCCUUUUCUUCUCUCUGCCAUCCAUAAAAUCUUUUCUUCCGUUUUUCUCUCUCUGCCAUCCAGUAAAAUCACAAACCCUUUUCUUCUCUUUGCCAUCCAGUAAAAUUCACUCUCCUUUUUUUUCUCUCUGCCAUCCAGUAAAAUCACAAUCCUUUUCUUCUCUCUGCCAUUCAGUAAAAUCACUCCCUUUUUCUUCUCUCUGCCAUCCAGUAAAAUCACAAACCCUUUUCUUCUCUCUGCCAUCCAGUUCUUUUCUCUGUCUUUUUUCUCUGUCUUUGCCAUCAAGUAAAAUCACAAUCCCUUUUUUUCUUCUCUGCCAUUCUUUAAAAUUUUCAAACCCUUUUUCUUCUCUCUUUUCUUCAGUAAAAUCCUCUCCUCCUUUUUUUUUCUCUCUGCCAUCCAGUAAAAUCACAAUUCUUUUCUUCUCUCUGCCAUCCAGUAAAAUUUCCAAACCCUUUUUUUCUUCUCUCUGCCAUCUAAAAUCACAAUCCCUUUUCUCUCUCUUUUCCAUCCUGUCUUUUCUUUUCAAAAGGUUUUCUUCUCUCUGCCUUUCCCUCUCUGCCAUCCACUUUCCUUUUCUUCUCUUUGCCAUCCAUAAAAUCACAAUCUUUUUUUCUCUCUCUCUUUCUCCAGUGAAAAUUUCAAGGUCAAUCCCUUUUCUUCUCUGCCAUUUUUCUUCUCUCACAAUCUUUUCUUCUCUCUCUUUAAAAUCACAAUCCUUUUCUUCUCUCUGUCUUUCAGUAAAAUCACUUCUCUGUCUUUUCUUUCUCUCUUUUCCAUCCAGUAAAAUCCAAAUCUUUUCUUCUCUCUGUCAAUUUUCUUUCCUCUUUCCAUUUUUUCUCUGCCAUCCAGUAAAAUUUCUUUUUUUUUUCUCUCUGCCAUCCAGUAAAAUCACAAACCCUUUCUUCUCUCUGCCAUCAAUAAAAUCACAAACCGUUUUUUCUUCUUUUCUCUCUCUGCCAUCCAGUAAAAUCACAAUCCUUUUCUUCUCUUUGCCAUCCAGUAAAAUUUCAAUCUCUUUUCUUUCUCUUCUCUCCAGUAAAAUCUUCUCUCUUUUCUUCUCUCUCUGCCAUCCAGUAAAAUUUCAACCUUUUUUUCUCUCUGCCAUCCAUAAAAAUCACAAACCCUUUUCUUCUCUCUUUUCAAUCUCUGUAAAAAUUCAAUCCCUUUUCUUCUCUCUCCAUCCAGUAAAAUCCCCAAUCCCUUUUUUCUCUCUGCCAUCCAGUAAAAUCACUGUCUUUUCUUCUCUCUGUCUUUUCUUCAAUAAAAUCAAAUCCUUUUUCUUCUCUCUGCCAUCCAGUAAAAUCCCAAUCCUUUUCUUCUCUCUGUCUUUUCUCCAAAUUCUUCUCACAAACCGUUUUCUCUCUUUUCCUCCUUCAAGUAAAAAUCACAAACCGUUUUCUUCUCUCUGCCAUUUUCUUUUCUCUCACAAUCUCCUUUCCUUCUCUCAGCCAUCCUGUCUUUCACUUCUCCUUUUUCUUUUCUGCCAUCCAGUAAAAAUCUGUCUUUCUUUUCUUCUCUCUUCCAUCCAUUUUCUCACAAACCGUUUCCUUCUUUUUCCAUCCAGUAAAAUUUCAAUCUCUUUUUUCUUCUCUCAGCUCUCUCAAGUAAAAAAUCACAAUCCUUUUAUUCUCUCUUUUCAUCCAGUAAAAUCACAAUCCUCUUUCUUCUCUCUGCCAUUCAGUAAAAUCACAAUCCCUUUUCUUCUCUCUCUGCCAUCCAGUAAAAUCACAAUCCUUUUCUUCUCUUCUCAUCCAGUAAAAUCUUCAAUCCCUUUUCUUCUCUCUGCCAUCCAUAAAAUCACAAUCUCUUUUCUUUUCUCUCCCCAUCAAGUAAAAAUCACAAUCCUUUUCUUCUCUCUGCCAUCCAGUAAAAUCACUUUUCCUUUCUUAUCUCUCUGCCAUCCAGUAAAAUCCCCAAUCCCUUUUCUUCUCUCUGCCAUCAAAGUAAAAUCACAAUCCCUUUUCUUCUCUUUGCCAAUCAAUAAAAUCACAAUCCUUUUUUUCUCUCUGCCAUCCAGUUUCCUCACAAUCUCUUUUCUUCUCUCUGCCAUCAAGUUUUCUCUGUUUUUCUUUUCCUUUUCUUCUCUCUGUCUUUUCUUCUCUCUGUCUUUUCCUCACUGUUUUUUCUUUUUCUGUCUUUUCUUCUCUGCCAUCCUUAAAAUUUUAACCCCUUUCUUUUCUUCUCUCUGCCAUCCAGUCUUUUCUCACAAACCUUUUUUCUUCUCUCUUUCAUCCAGUAAAAUCUUCAACCCUUUUCUUUUCUCUCUGCCAUCCAGUAAAAUCACAAACCCUUUCUUUUCUCUGCCAUCUUUUAAAAUCUCUCUCUUUUCUUCUCUCUGCCAUCCAGUAAAAUCACAAUCCCUUUUCUUCUCUCUGCCAUUCAUAAAAUCACAAUCUCUUUUCUUCUCUCUGCCAUCCAGUAAAAUCACAAUCCCUUUUCUUCUCUCUGCCAUCAAUGUCUUUUCUUCAAACCGUUUUUCUUCUCUCUGCCAUCCAGUAAAAUCACAAUCCCUUUCUUUUCUCUCUCUGCCAUCCAGUAAAAUCACAAUCCCUCUUUUCUUCUCUGCCAUCCAGUUUUCUUCAAACCGUUUUUUUCUCUCUGCCAUCCAUAAAAUUCAAACUCUUUUCUUUUCUUCUCUCUGCCAUCCAGUAAAAUCACAAUCCUUUUCUUCUCUCUGCCAUCAAGUAAAAUCACAAUCUCUUUUCUUCUCUCUUUGCUUUCCAGUAAAAUCUUCUCUCCGUCUUUUUCUCUCUUUCCAUCCAGUAAAAUCACAAACCGUUUUCUUCUCUCUGUCUUUUCCAGUAAAAUCUUUUCUCCUUUCUUCUCUCUGCCAUCCAGUAAAAUCACAAUCCCUUUUCUUCUCUCUGCCAUCCAGUAAAAUCACAAUCUCUUUUCUUCUCUCUGCCAUCCAUAAAAUCACAAUCCCUUUUCUUCUCUCUGCUGUCUUUUCUAAAAAUCACAAAACCUUUUCUUCUUUCUUUCUAUCCAUAAAAAUCUUUUCUCUCCCUUUUUUUCUCUGCCAUCCAGUAAAAUCUCUCUGUCCCUUUUCUUCUCUCUGCCAUCAAGUCCUCUGUCUCCGUUUUUCUUCUCUUUUUCCAUCCAUCUUUUCUUUUCUUUUCUUUUCUCUCCCAUCUUUUCCUCACCCCGUUUUUCUUCUCUCUGUCAUCCAGUUCUUUCCAAAUCCUUUUUCUUCUCUGCCAUCCAGUAAAAUCUCCCCCUCUCUUUUCUUCUCUCAGCCAUUUCAAGUAAAAUCACAAUCCCUUUUCUUCUCUCUUUCUUCCAGUAAAAUUUCAAACUGUUUUCUUAUCUUUGCCAUCCUUAAAAAUCACAAUCCCUUUUCUUUUCUCUGCCAUCAAGUCUUUUCUUUUCAAACCGUUUUUCUUCUCUCUUUUCAUCCAGUAAAAUCUUCAAUCUGUCUUUUUUUCUCUCUGCUUUCCAGUCUUUUUCCCAAACUUUUCUUCUCUUCUUCUCUCUGCCAUUUCAGUAAAAAUCUGUUUUUUUCUUUUCUCUGUCUUUUCUCUGCCAUGUCUUUUCUCCCCAAUCCUUUUCUUCUCUCUCUCUUUUGUCUUUCCAGUCUUUUCCUCAAAUUGUUUUUUUUCUCCCUGCCAUCCAGUAAAAUCUUUUCCUUUUCUUCUCUCUUCCAUCCAGUAAAAUUUCUCCCCCUGUCUUUUCUUCUCUCUGUCUCCAGUAAAAUCACAAUCCUUUUCUUCUCUCUGCCAUCAAGUUUUCCUCUCUUUUCUUUUCUCCCAUCCAGUAAAAUCUCAAACCGUUUUCUUCUCUGUCUGCCAUCCAGUCUUUUCCUCAAUCCUUUUCUUCUCUCUGCCAUUCAUAAAAUCACAAACCCUUUUCUUCUCUCUGUCUUUAAAAUCACAAACCUUUUCUUCUCUCUUUUCAAUCCAGUUCCACAAUCCCUUUUCUUCUCUCUGUCUUUUCUAAAAUCAAAUCUUUUCUUCUCUCUGCCAUCCAGUAAAAUCUGUCUUUCCUUUUCUUCUCUCUUCCAUCCAGUAAAAUUUUCUUCUCUUUUUCUCUCUUCUCUCUUUCUCCAGUCUUUUCCUCUCCUUUUUCUUUCCUCCCAUCCAGUAAAAUCACAAUCUGUCUUUUUUUUUCUUCUCUGCCAUCCAGUGAAAUUCUCUCAAACCUGUUUUUCUUUUCUCUGUCAUUUCCUAAAAUCACAAUCUUUUCCUCUUCUCUCUGCCAUUCUCUCUGUCUUUUCUUCUCUCUGUUUUUCUUCUCUCUGUCCAUCCAGUAAAAUUUUCUCAAACUGUCUUUUUUCUCUCUGCCAUCCAGUAAAAUCACAAACCCUUUUCUUCUCUCUGCCAUCCAGUAAAAUCACAAACCUUUUCUUCUCUCUUUUCCAUCCAGUAAAAUCACAAUCCCCCUUUCUUUUCUGCCAUCCAGUCAAAAUCACAAUCUCUUUCUCUUCUUUCUGCCAUCCAGUAAAAUCACAAUCCCUUUUCUUCUCUCUGCCAUCAAGUAAAAUCACAAUCUUUUUUCUUCUCUGCAAUCCAGUAAAAUCACAAACCGUUUUUUCUUCUCUCUUUUCUUCCAGUAAAAUCCUCCUUUUCUUUUCUGCCAUCCAGUGCCAACCGUCCUUCUCUUUUCUUUCCUCAGUCUUUUCGUUUUCUUUUCUUUCUCUCCCAUCCAGUAAAAUCACAAUCCCUUUUCUUCUCUCUUUUCAUCCAGUAAAAUCUCAAACCGUUUUUUUUCUCUCUGCCAUCCAUAAAAUCACCCCCCGUUUUUUUUCUCUCUGCCAUCCAGUAAAAUCACAACCCUUUUCUUCUCUCUGCCAUCCAGUAAAAUCACAAUCCCUUUUCUUCUCUCUGCCAUCCAUAAAAUCACAAACCGUUUUCUUCUCUCUGCCAUCCAGUAAAAUCACAAUCCCUUUUCUUCUCUCUGCCAUCCAGUAA
This is a messenger RNA of Acanthosepion pharaonis, 5946 nucleotides long. The record is from the annotation of a GenBank genome assembly. NCBI's taxonomy places the organism in Eukaryota, Metazoa, Mollusca, Cephalopoda, Sepiida, Sepiidae.